UUAGCAGCGCAACGCGAAUCACCCUAUGUUACAGUGAAGUAUGUGCUCCCGAGUGUAGAAAAUGGCGCUCUGCGGUACUGCGGAUCGGCGCGGAUGUAAAUAUGGCUUGUGGCUCAGCCUGGGAGUGCUCAUCGCAUGCUUCGUCAGCGUGUCGGGCAUCACUUGUUACUGCGAGGGGCAUUGUCCGGGCGACAAACAGAAUGGAACCUGCGAAGGACGGCCGGGCAGCCAGUGUUUCAGCGCUGUGGAGGAGGUGUGGGACCCCGAUAUACAGGACUACGUCCCAGAGUGGUCCUUCGGCUGCCUGCCACCCGCCGAACAAGGUUUCAUGCAGUGCAAGGGGAACUUGGUGCCUCAUCUGCAAGAGAAGAACAUAAAAUGCUGCAAUCACUCCGCUCUGUGCAACAAGGAUCAAUUCCCCGUAUACGAGCCACGGCCUACCGUGUCUCCUCAUCCGAUUGUCAUCGCAUCGGGCGCUCGGUUUAUUAUUCUAGCGGUCGCCCUAUCGGUCACCUUCGUGAUUUUACUGAUAUCGAUAGGAUUCGUUUACCAUUGGUGUCGGAAGAAAGAGAGGGACCCGUGCCUGGUGCCAUCGCAAGGUACUAUCAAGGACUUUAUCGAUCAGAGCAGCGGAUCCGGCUCAGGACUGCCGCUUCUCGUGCAACAGACGAUCGCGAAGCAAUUGGCCAUGUCGCAGUGCGUGGGAAAAGGACGCUACGGCGAGGUAUGGCUCGCGAGAUGGCGAGGCGGCGAGAAGGUGGCGGUUAAGGUGUUUUUCACGCUGGAGGAGGCGUCUUGGUUCCGCGAGACCGAGAUCUAUCAGACCGUUCUGAUGAGACACGACAACAUCUUGGGCUUCAUUGCCGCCGACAUCAAAGGUACCGGCUCUUGGACUCAGAUGUUGCUGAUCACGGAUUACCACGAGAGAGGUUCGCUGCACGAUUACCUGCAAACAACAGUGUUGGAUCAUCAGGCUCUACUGGCGAUCUGCGUGUCGAUCGCAUCCGGAAUCGCGCAUUUGCACACUGAGAUCUUCGGUACACAGGGCAAACCUGCGAUAGCUCACAGGGACAUCAAGAGCAGAAAUAUUCUAGUGAAGAGAAACGGGGAGUGUGCCAUAGCGGACUUUGGACUGGCUGUUCGCUACAUCAGCGAGAGCGGAGAGAUCGACAUUGCGCCGAAUACCAGAGUAGGUACACGACGUUACAUGGCACCAGAAGUGCUGGACGAGACCCUGAAUACAAGCUGCUUCGACGCGUUCAGAAUGGCGGAUAUGUAUUCAGUCGGACUGGUGUUCUGGGAAGCGUGCAGAAGAUGCGUGACGGGCGGCAAGAAUUCCAUGAUGGAGUGCGUGGAGUCGUACGCCUUGCCUUAUCACGAUGUUGUGCCGAGUGAUCCAGACUUCGAGGAUAUGCGCUUGGUAGUCUGCGUAAAGCGACUACGUCCGAUCAUUCCUACAAGAUGGGACAAUGAUUCGGUCCUAUUCGCGUUAGGAAAGAUCAUGUCGGAGUGUUGGCAUGCGAAUCCAGCGGUUCGCCUGACUGCGCUUCGUGUGAAAAAGACGUUAUCGAAGCUACACGUCGAUAAUAUAAGCAUGAAGAUCGUGUAGUGCCUCCGCCCGCCAUUAUGUAAAAAAACUGAAUCACUCUUCUUCUAGUUAAACAAACAACUUCCUAUCCUCUGUAAAUAUAUCCUCUAGUGUACAUAGAACUGUUGACAGACUGCAGCCUGAAGACUGAAGACUAAGGUUUAUAAGUAUAGUAGCGUGAAUGAAACGAAUGAACGAGAAUUUGCACGCGUACUUGAAUGAACAAAUGAACGACCGAACGAACGAAUAAAUAAAUGAACGAACGAACGAAUGAAUGAAUGAACGAAUGAAUGAAUGAAUGAAUGAAUGAAUGUACGUUUCUCAUAACGAGAGAUGAAAUCGUUUCGAUGUAUAUAUUGUACAUAUACACACUAUA
Molecule: messenger RNA, 1964 nt
Organism: Harpegnathos saltator (Jerdon's jumping ant)
Lineage: Eukaryota; Metazoa; Arthropoda; Insecta; Hymenoptera; Formicidae
Gene: tkv
Product: serine/threonine receptor kinase thickveins
Exons: 4
Coding region: 62-1609 (515 amino acids)
Biological process (GO): cellular response to growth factor stimulus; cell surface receptor protein serine/threonine kinase signaling pathway; protein phosphorylation
Cellular component (GO): plasma membrane; signaling receptor complex
Molecular function (GO): transmembrane receptor protein serine/threonine kinase activity; ATP binding
Source: RefSeq, a predicted model, not a curated record